Messenger RNA from Benincasa hispida (wax gourd), 1136 nucleotides. Its product is annotated as protein CUP-SHAPED COTYLEDON 2-like. Lineage: Eukaryota; Viridiplantae; Streptophyta; Magnoliopsida; Cucurbitales; Cucurbitaceae. Gene Ontology annotation, biological process: regulation of DNA-templated transcription. The record is from RefSeq and is a predicted model, not a curated record. Gene Ontology annotation, molecular function: DNA binding.
GGCUUGCACUUUCAUCAACAAUUCCCUAAACGCCAAUAACACUCUCUCUCUCUCUCUCUCUCUCUCUCUCUCUGUCUCUACUCCGAUUAACCUCCAUGGAAGGCAGCGGCGGGAAGCAGAGCUCGGACAGGUACCUGCCACCGGGGUUCCGGUUCCACCCGACGGACGAAGAGCUGAUCGGGCAUUACCUUUUGAAGAAGGUGCUGAACUCCAAUUUCUCUACGCCCGCCAUUGCCCAUGUGGACCUUAACAAGUCCGAGCCAUGGGACCUCCCUGAGAAAGCAUCGAUGGGAGAGAAGGAGUGGUAUUUCUUCAGCUUAAGAGACCGGAAAUACCCAACCGGGUUGAGAACGAACCGGGCGACGGAAGCCGGGUACUGGAAGGCUACCGGAAAAGACCGGGAAAUAAUGAGCUCAAAAACCAACUCCUUAAUAGGGAUGAAGAAAACCCUUGUUUUUUACCAAGGCAGAGCUCCAAAAGGCCAAAAAUCCAACUGGGUUAUGCAUGAAUUUCGUCUCGCCGGAAAAUUCUCUUACCAUUUUCUCUCCGCCGCUACCUCCAAGGAUGAAUGGGUGAUAUCCAGAGUUUUCAAGAAAACAGGCUCCGGCAACGGCACCGCCAUGCACGGCGGCACAAUGAAAAAGACUCGCCCAAAUCCCGAACCCAGUUCUCCUUCCUCGGUGUCUCUGCCUCCUCUUCUCGACUCAUCCCCCUACCCCUCCGCCGCUGCCGACGCCGCCGACGGCGACAGCACAAGGGAGCACGAGCUGCACGUGACCUGUUUCUCCACCAACAACCUUAACUACUCCGGCUUGGCCUUUCCGAGCCCCCAGGAGAAUCUGCAGGCUCCGUUCUUCUCCCCCGUGGGUCCGUCGCUGGUUCAUCUCGUCGCCGGCACCGCCGACUUGGAUGGUCGUGGCGGUGGUCCGACACGGGACAGUUCUGCCGACAUGACUUCUUAUAUGUGGACAUAUUGAAAAUUCUCUCAGUAGAAUCUGAUAUUAAAUGACCUUUUAAAAUUUCCUUUUAUCAAAUAAGUUGUGGACAAAUGAAAAAAAGGACCUUUUCUUUAACUAAUUUAAAAAAAUAUUUGUAUAUUAUUGUAUAAUUCAUUCAAAAAGGGGAAAAAUACUUAG